AUGUCUACUCAAAAGGAAGAAGAACCACUAGUUUUUGCUCCAAAGACUUACCAAUACGAAAAAGGAUCACUUGAGAUUGAUCAAGUUGAUCAAAAUCCAAUAAUUCAAUUCAAGAAAUGGUUUGAUGAAGCUCAAAAAGAUGAGAAAUUGCCAGAGUCUGCAAAUUUUGCCACUGCUGAAUUACCUUCAGGAAGAGUUUCUUCAAGAGUUGUUCUUUUCAAAGAAUUGGAUCAUAAAGGAUUUGUCGUUUAUUCAAAUUGGGAUAGUUCCAAAAAGGCCAGAGACAUCAAGUCAAACCCACAAGCUGCUCUAACUUGGUUUUGGCCUAAUCUACAGCGUCAAGUAAGAGUUGAAGGUAAGACUGAGUUUGUUCCAAGAGAAAUUUCUCAAAGAUACUUUGAUACAAGACCUAGAGGUUCACGUAUUGGUGCUUGGUCAAGUCCUCAGUCCAGCGUUAUCAAGAGCCGUGAAGAGUUUGAUGACGUUUAUUCCAAAAGAGAAAAAGAAUUCGAAGGUGUUGAUGAAAUCCCAUGUCCAGAGUUUUGGGGUGGGUUAAGAAUUAUACCACUAGAGAUUGAAUUUUGGCAAGGACGCCCAAGUCGUUUACAUGAUCGUAUUGUUUACAGACGUGAUUCUGAAGAUCAACCAUGGAAUUUGGUUAGAAUAGCACCAUAG
This is a messenger RNA of Hansenula anomala, 675 nucleotides long. It is a transcript of the gene PDX3, whose product is annotated as pyridoxamine-phosphate oxidase PDX3. Bases 1 to 675 code for a protein of 224 amino acids. The record is from RefSeq and is a predicted model, not a curated record. The transcript has 2 exons. Lineage: Eukaryota; Fungi; Ascomycota; Saccharomycetes; Phaffomycetales; Wickerhamomycetaceae. Gene Ontology annotation, biological process: pyridoxine biosynthetic process. Gene Ontology annotation, molecular function: FMN binding; pyridoxamine phosphate oxidase activity.